AUGAAGCUCUUGAAACUUUUGCUGCCCCUUCUCCUUAUUGCAUCAGUGUCUGCUUUCUCCAUCUUUGGAUCUGUAAAUGAGGAAGUGAAUGAGGUUGCUGAUGCUGAGACUGAUGAGGUAGAAGCAGUUGAACUCUUUGAAGAAGAUGAUCUUGGAGAUGAAACAGAAGAAGAUGAAACUGAAGAGAAUGAAACUGAAGAAGAUGAUACUGAAGAAGGUGAAACAGAGGAAGAUGAGACCGUAAAAGAUGAGGAUGAGGAGGAAGAGGAAGAAGAAGAGGAAGAAAUUAAGACUGAGGCUCUAGAAUCAGACAAUGAGGAUGAUGAAGAUGAAGAUGAGUAUGAUGAAGAGUUAUCAGAGGAGGAGGAGGAGGAGGAGGAGGAAGAAAAUUAG
Molecule: messenger RNA, 393 nt
Organism: Eurytemora carolleeae
Lineage: Eukaryota; Metazoa; Arthropoda; Copepoda; Calanoida; Temoridae
Product: glutamic acid-rich protein
Exons: 2
Coding region: 1-393 (130 amino acids)
Source: RefSeq, a predicted model, not a curated record